Molecule: messenger RNA, 3106 nt
Organism: Dunckerocampus dactyliophorus (ringed pipefish)
Lineage: Eukaryota; Metazoa; Chordata; Actinopteri; Syngnathiformes; Syngnathidae
Gene: kcnq1.1
Product: potassium voltage-gated channel, KQT-like subfamily, member 1.1
Exons: 17
Coding region: 166-2205 (679 amino acids)
Biological process (GO): potassium ion transport; transmembrane transport
Cellular component (GO): voltage-gated potassium channel complex; membrane
Molecular function (GO): voltage-gated potassium channel activity
Source: RefSeq, a predicted model, not a curated record
ACACAUGGUAAACAACCCUCAAAGUUCAAUGCUAGGGAGACUGAAGUGUUAAGAACUUCGCUUCUAUUUUGUUUCGCAGCAAAGAGUGUGUGUCUUUUUGAGACACUGACCGAAAAACAACAGGAAAGUAAACGACGCGGCGGGAGAACACAGAGAAGACAAAACAUGUCGAAUUUUGCUCCCUAUCAAGGGACCGCACGGAGGUCUCCAGAUGAGGCCAGGGGAGAGAGAUCACAGGACUGGGAGCUAUCAGGGAGCGACUUCGGCGAGUUAGACUCCCAAGGGAUAUUCAGAGACAACUCGUUCUCUCAGAUGAACAAAAUGCCCGAUGAGGACAAGCACAAAAGAGCCACCGAGGCACCGCAGAUUCACCUCCAACCUUACUUACUCCAUCCCCGCAUGUCGGGGCGGAUGUCGGUGUACAGCAGUGGAGUUCGCCCUGUCCUCACUCUCGCCUACAUCCAAGGACGCGUCUAUAACUUUUUGGAAAGACCGUCCGGCUGGAAGUGUUUCGUUUAUCACUUCAUUGUGUUUCUCAUAGUUCUUGCUUGCGUGAUUCUCAGUGUCCUCUCAACCAUCAGAGAGUAUGAGGCCCUGACUCAUCGGACUCUCUACUGGGUGGAAAUAUUCCUCGUGGUUUUCUUCGGUGUGGAGUAUAUUGUCCGGCUAUGGUCUGCAGGUUGCCGCAGUAAAUAUGUUGGCUUCUGGGGCCGACUGCGAUUUGCCAGGAAACCAAUAUCUAUUAUAGAUUUGGUUGUUGUGGUUUCCUCAAUACUCGUGCUAACACUUGGUGCCAAAGGACAGGUGUUUGCUACCUCUGCAGUGAGGGGGAUUCGCUUCCUGCAGAUCCUGCGUAUGCUCCAUGUAGACCGCCAGGGGGGAACAUGGCGUCUCCUGGGUUCUGUUGUCUACAUGCAUCGACAGGAGCUGAUCACAACCCUAUACAUUGGCUUUCUGAGCCUGAUCUUCGCUUCCUACAUUGUCUACCUGGCAGAACAAGAUAAUGACACCUUUGGAAACUAUGCCGAUGCCAUGUGGUGGGGAGUGAUAACAGUAACUACCAUUGGGUAUGGAGACGUCAUCCCUCAGUCGUGGGUUGGAAAGACCAUCGCAUCAUUCUUCUCAGUCUUUGCCAUUUCCUUCUUUGCACUUCCUGCGGGAAUUUUAGGCUCAGGCUUUGCACUGAAAGUGCAACAGAAACAAAGACAGAAGCAUUUCAACAGACAAAUCCCUGCUGCUGCAAGUCUCAUUCAGACAUCAUGGAGAUGUUUUGCUGUGGCAAACAGCGAUUCUGCCACAUUUAAGAUGUUCUUGAAAAAGAGAUCCAGCACCCCGAAAUCCUCACUUUCGGCCCCAAAAGCUAAGACAUCGGUGAAGAUGAGAAAGAAGCUGAAGAGCACCAACAAGGACAUAAAUCCAAAUUUUCUCGCAGGUCCUAGUGUAACCUGUGACCCUGUCAUAGGCAGUAGGAUGGACCUGGGCUCGAAUAUAUACAGCCCUAUGGAUACAGAUCAACAGCCGUCUUUGUCUUCACUGCAGUUGAACUCACCACCAGCAGAGAAAAGAAGUCCUGGCCUUGUGGAUGUCCAUUGUCCCAGUGGCCUGCAAAGGAACUGCAGUUUUGCAGAUGACCUGGAGCAGGAGUCAGAGAGAGACAGUGCUCUGAAUGCAGCUACCUCUACAUCACAACUAACUGAGUCUCACAGACGGGCCAUCCGUGUGAUCCAGAGAAUGCGCUAUUAUGUGGCCAAAACCAAGUUUCAGCAAGCUCGAAAACCAUAUGAUGUUCGGGACGUGAUUGAGCAAUACUCCCAGGGUCACCUCAACCUCAUGGUGCGGAUCAAGGAGCUACAGAGAAGACUGGACCAGUCACUAGGGAAGACCACUGUGUUCCAGACAGGAGCAGAUCGUGCCAGAGACAAGGGAAACAACUCCAUUGGGUCCCGUCUCAGCAGGAUGGAGGACAAGAUCACACACAUGGAUCUGAUGCUGAACCGCAUUGCGAACUCCCUCACUUUUCUGCUGGAUCAGAGAGAUGGUAGUGGGGGUGAAGGUGGUGGGAGACUGAAGCCUGGACAGACCACCGAUGUCAUACCCAGCCAGGACAGCCUGCCAAGCUAUGAGCAGCUGUCGUUGUUGCCAUGUUCUUCUACCUACCCCAAUCCUCCCAUCACAUUGUCUGCCACGUCAGAGGAAAGCAACUAAAAUCUAUUACUACUGUCUCUAUCUAUCUGGCUAUCUAACCAUAACCAUAGUCAUACAGUAUGCCUUUCAAUCCAUGGUGAUACCAUUCCGUACGAUAUAAACAAGCAUAAUACUCUAAUAAUAUACAUAAGGAAAUAUGUGUUGUUGUAGAACAACACAACUAACACCUAUCUUAACAAUACCUAAUUAAAUGGUCCUCCUGUGUUUUGGGAUUAUUUCACCAGCAUGGGAAUAGAUAACAAUGGUAUCAGAUGAGCAGUGUAUUUUAUCUCGUUUUUGAAUGCACUAAAAAUGCCUUUUUAAUUCCAAUAUUAAAACAAGUUUAUUACAAUUAUAUAUUGUAAUCACAAUAUUAACUCCUCAUGAUUUGUAUUGAUGUACUCAUGAACAGUAAAUCAAUUAACAGCUAUCAAAUCUCUCCAUUGUUUGUAACAUGCCUUUAACAAAUAAUACAAAUACUGUUGCUAUGUCGCAAUGGCUUGCAGCAUUGAGCGCUGCAGAUGGGAACUGGGAUUACAUAAUCGCUUGCUUUUGCUGUUGAUUUAAGUACAGUCAAAUUUAGGAUUUCGCAAGCCCCAGUUCUCGUAUGAUUCAGUUUUCGUUGACAAUUUUGCCUUGGUUUUCAUACAAUAUUGCACGCAACAAACUAGUCCGUUUGUCCUCUACUGCAGUGAUCCCCAACACCCGGCCCAGUGUUUUUUUUUAUGUUUUAUUUUGAAAAGUGGCCGGAUUGUCUCUGUUACAUCCGUCCAACUUGACGCAUGUCCAUUGUUGUGCUAACUUUAUCUCAUGCCGCACAGAUAGACUACUACUGUAUUUUUACCAUUUUUCUUUCACCUCAUAUUUGGUCUCAAAUGCUGAUACUAUGUGGGAAUGCAUAAAGGUAAGUUUUGAUGACUUA